This is a messenger RNA of Vicia faba (fava bean), 594 nucleotides long. NCBI's taxonomy places the organism in Eukaryota, Viridiplantae, Streptophyta, Magnoliopsida, Fabales, Fabaceae. The record is from the annotation of a GenBank genome assembly.
AUGAAGGAAACAAUAGCAGAAUAUGGUGCGAAGCUAGAAAAGCUGUCUUUUAAGUUGUUGGAGUUAAUUUCAUUGAGCUUAGGCUUACCUGGUGACAAAUUCUUUGACUGCUUCGAGAAUCAAUUAAGCCUUGUGAGACUCAAUUACUAUCCUCCAUGCCCUUCUCCUGAUUUGGCACUUGGAAUUGGUCCUCACAAGGAUCCUUGUGUUUUGACUAUUGUUGCACAAGAUGAUACUGGAGGUUUACAAGUUAAGAACAAUUCUGUUGGCGGUUGGGUUCCUAUUGAACCUAUUCCUGGUGCAUUGGUUGUUAACGUGGGUGAUGUUUUUCAGGUUUGGAGCAAUGACAAGUAUGACAGUGCAAUACACAGGGCUACAGUAAACUCACAAAAAGAAAGAUAUUCGUAUCCAUUCUUCUUUUUUCCAGGUCACGAUAUUAUGGUGCAGCCUGCAGAAGAGCUAGUGAGUGAGAAAGAUCCUGCAAAAUACAAACCAUACAAUUUUGGAAAAUAUUACUCUAAUAGAACCCGUCAUGAUUUCAACAAAGAAAAGGUUGCGGGUAAAGAGAUUCAUGACUUCAAGAUUUCAGAUUAG